Molecule: messenger RNA, 3048 nt
Organism: Coffea arabica (coffee)
Lineage: Eukaryota; Viridiplantae; Streptophyta; Magnoliopsida; Gentianales; Rubiaceae
Source: RefSeq, a predicted model, not a curated record
AUGGGAACAAUUCUACUUCUCUUCUUGUGUUUUCUUCCAGGUUGCUUAGCCUUGACCUCAACCAACAUCGCCACUGAUCAAUCAUCUCUUCUUGCGUUGAGAGCUCAAAUUUCAUUUGACCCUCAAGAAAUCUUGGCAAAAAACUGGUCUGUUGCCUCGCCUGUUUGUGACUGGAUUGGGGUUACCUGCAGCUCUGGCCAUCGUAGAGUGACUGCUUUGAACAUUUCAAACAUGGGUCUUAGUGGAACCUUACCUCCCCAGUUGGGAAACCUGUCAUUUCUCGUUUCUCUUAACAUGAGUAGGAACAAUUUCCGUGGAGAACUGCAACCAGAACUUGCUCGAUUGAAUCGAUUAAAAGUACUGAAUUUGGCCGUCAACAACCUCAAUGGAUUGCUUCCUAACUGCUUGUCUGGAAGUCUUCCGGAUUACAUGUGUUUCCAUCUUCCGAGACUGAGAUUCAUUGGCCUAUCAAUGAAUAAAUUCAGUGGUCAAAUACCAUCAAAUUUAGCUCAAUGUUCAGAACUUCAGGCUCUGUCUUUUUCCUUCAACAAAUUCACUGGAAACACACCAAAAGAAAUAGGGAACCUGAAGAAGCUUGAGGUGAUAUAUUUCGCCAUGAACAGUUUAACAGGUGAAAUUCCAAAAGAGCUUGCAAAUUUGACCAUGCUCAAGUUCUUAGACUUAUCUGAUAACAACAUAACAGGCGAAAUACCAAGAGAGAUCAGCAACUUACACAAUCUGGAAAAACUCAACUUGGGGUGGAAUAACGUGAGUGGUUCCAUACCAGUGGAGAUCUUCAACCUCUCCAGGCUAAAAUUGAUGUCGCUUGCAGGAAAUAAACUUUCAGGCAUUCUUCCUUCAACAGUGUUUUAUGGGCUUCCCAAUUUAGAAGAACUUUAUUUGAACAAUAAUAACUUUGUUGGAGAUAUUCCCGAGUCCAUCUCAAAUUCUUCUAGACUUUAUUUCAUAAUAUUGUCUGACAAUAAAUUCACAGGGCCGAUUCCCAUUUCCAUUGGUAAUCUAAGGCUCCUUCAAGUGCUGGACUUAACAAACAACAAUUUAGUCUGUGACUCUUCCUAUCCAGAGUUGAGCUUCGUCUCUUCCUUAGCAAACUCCAAGAACUUGAGAAAAUUAAGUGUGAGUAACAAUCCACUAAAUGGUAUUCUUCCAGAUUCUGUUGGGAACCUUUCUGCCUCACUACAAACAAUGUAUGCCUACGGUUGUGGACUCAGGGAUCGCAUUCCUGAUAGAAUUGGGAAUUUGAGCAAUUUGAUUAUCUUAAGUCUAUACAAUAAUCAGUUGACUGGAUCAUUGCCCAUUACGGUAACGGGUUUGCUAAAGCUUCAAGCAAUAAUGCUUCACAUCAACAAACUAAGCCAAGUCAGCCUAGAAUACUUCUGCUCCUUCAACAAUUUGGGUGUUAUAUCUCUCAGCUUCAAUCAAAUUGUGGGAUCAAUACCAGAGUGCAUAGGAAAUGUUACUUCUCUGAGAUAUCUUUACCUAGCUUCCAAUAAAUUCAACUUUGCACCUAAAAGCUUGUGGAACCUUAAAGAUCUUUUAGCGCUCGACCUCUCCUCCAAUUCAUUAACUGGCCCUCUACCUCUUGACGUUGCAAACUUGAAAAUUGCAACAGCCAUAGACAUGUCAAUAAAUCACUUCUCGGGUGGCAUUCCUACCACAAUUGGGGAUAUGCAGAACCUGAAUAAACUUUCCUUAGCCCACAACCAACUGCAAGGUUCCAUUCCAGAGUCAAUUGGUAGUAUGUUAAGUUUGGCAAAGUUGGAUCUAUCACGUAACUUUCUCUCUGGCUCCAUUCCAAAGUCACUUGAGACCCUUAAGUAUCUCACAUACUUUAAUGUUUCGUUUAACAAUUUAAGUGGUGAAAUUCCGUCAAAUGGCCCUUUUAGAAACUUCACUAGUGAAUCCUUCACUUCGAAUGCAGCACUUUGUGGAGCUCAAAGGUUCCUUGUCCCACCAUGCGUAAGAUUUUCACCUCAAAGUUUGAGGAAAAAAAAGAAGUAUGUAAUCAUUCUUGUUCUAUCAGGGGUGAUACUAGUUUUAGGUGCCAUGUCCUUGGGAUUCAUUUACCUAAGAUAUCAAAGGAAAGAUAGAAGUCCCAUUGAAGCAUAUUUGUCGUUGGUUGCAACACAAGAAAGAAUUUCAUAUCACAAACUUUUACAAGCAACUGAUGGAUAUCAUGAAAGAAAUUUUCUGGGAAAAGGAGGCUUUGGAUCUGUUUAUAAAGGUACUCUCGAUGAUGGGAGGGUUGUGGCUGUUAAAGUGUUUGACUUACAAUUAGAAGGAGCAUUGAAGAGUUUUGAUGCAGAAUGUGAAGUAUUGCGAAAUCUGCGCCAUAGAAACCUCACUAAAGUCAUUAGCUGCUGCUCUAACCCUGACUUCAAAGCAUUGGUUCUGGAAUUUUUGCCUAAUGGAAGUCUUGAGAAGUGGUUGUAUUCCAAUGACUGUUUUCUAGAUAUUAUUCAGAGAUUGGACAUCUUGGUGGAUGUCGCUUCUGCACUGCAGUAUCUCCACUAUGAGUAUUCAACACCAGUGGUGCAUUGUGAUUUGAAACCUAGUAAUGUCCUGCUAGAUGAAGAUAUGGUUGCCCAUGUAAGUGAUUUUGGUCUUACAAAGCUGCUGGCUCCAGAGGAGGGCAUUGCAUACACCAAAACACUAGCCACACUUUGUUAUCUUGCACCAGAGUAUGGAUUCCAAGGAUUAGUAUCAGUCAAAUGCGAUGUUUAUAGUCUUGGAAUUAUGAUGAUGGAAGUUUUUACAAGAAUGAACCCCAGCAAUGAAAUGUUCGGUGAGAAUUUGAGCCUAAGGAGUUGGGUUCUUGAUUCUAUGGCAAAUGCAUUAGCUCAAAUUAUAGAUGCCAAUUUGCUGAGCACAACCGACGAUCACUUUCUUGAGAAGCUGGACUGCAUUUCAUCCAUCAUGAAAGUGGCUCUAAAUUGCACGAGGGAGUCUCCAGGAGAGAGAAGCAAUAUUCAAGAUGUUCUUGAAGCACUAGUAAAGAUCAAACUUCAGCUACUGCCAUUAGUUUAG